CCCGAGCAUUCAAUGCCAAGUGCUUAUUAACAUAAACCUACAAACAUUAUACCUUAUGAAUCCCAUUCACUUUGAUUAUUAUUCUGGCUUUUGUUGUACAAAAUUAUAACCAAAUUAAGCUAUGGAAUGAUGAGAAUACAACAGCAGCUGAUGAACAAAUGCCGCCCGCGCCUCCUGCUGCAAAAUGCAUCCGCCAGACUGGGCUCCUCCUCCUCAAUAGUUGUGAACAAAUCUCCACCAACUCCAGCUCCAUCGAACCACAGUCUGGACAUCGAACUGGAUGUGGUGGUGUCCAAGGAUGAACCAUUUCCGAUAUCCCUGCCAUCGAUGGUGUACUUCUACAGUCCGCUGAGCCGGUUGCUCACCAAGCUGUCGGUGUUGCAGCUGAAGUUGCUCUGGGACUGGGACUUCUCUGAGCACCAGUUUUUAGAGAACUCGUGCCAAGCGGCCGUCGUCUUCACCGACUUUGUGCGCCGCCGGCGUAACCGGAACGUGGAGCGCUGCAGCACGCCCAUGGGCUUCAAGCAGAUCAAGCACGAUCUGCUGGAUGACCCAGCAGACUGGCGGCUCGACCUGAUGCGCUUCGAGAGGGAUCACAUCCGGCGGGCCAUACCGCUGAAGGUGCAGCUGCUGCGCCACUACGAUCACCGGUUCGCUUUCUUCGACGUGGUCUACGUGGCGUUGCGCCGCUCCAACGACUUCCGUACGCCGAGUAGGGAUCAUAGCGAGAUGACAGAGCUUGUGAACCGUUAUGUGGAUCCAACGCAGCUGCAGGUAUCGCAUCCCCUGAUCUUUGCCGAGAUCUUUAUGCGCUUCAGACGCGACUAUUCGGUGGCGCCCACCAAGAUGGGCAAUGUGAUGGAUAACAACCGAUGUAUGGGCCAGUGGCUCAUCUCCACCUACAAGGUCGUCCGCUUCGACAUUGUCAACAAUCAUCCGCUGUUCGAUAUACCCGCCUUCGACCAAUGGAUGCCGCCGGUUGUGCCCAGGAUAGGACGCAUUAGCUCUUGAAUAAAGUUUAACCAGAGGUCCAAGCUCUGAUCACAUUUCCACGUAUUAACUAGUCUUCUAGACUAAUCAAAUGAGCUAGAAGGUUCUCUGGUAGCCAAAUUAUGAGAUAAUAUUUAGAUGACUUUGUUAAAAUAUUACAUAAACCAUUCGUUACAUA
Messenger RNA from Drosophila kikkawai, 1168 nucleotides. RefSeq lists its product as uncharacterized. Lineage: Eukaryota; Metazoa; Arthropoda; Insecta; Diptera; Drosophilidae. Gene Ontology annotation, biological process: protein insertion into mitochondrial inner membrane from matrix. The record is from RefSeq and is a predicted model, not a curated record. Gene Ontology annotation, molecular function: ribosome binding. Gene Ontology annotation, cellular component: mitochondrial inner membrane.